UUCACGUGUGAGAGGAUUUAUUUCAAGCAUUUCUAGCUUGUCAUCUAUAUUUUUGCACGUUACCUCAGAAGUAUAUUUGAGUGUUGAAAUGGGGAACAACAGCAAUUACCAACUCAUUGAAGACUGUGAAGCCACAAACAAAUCGCUGUAUAAUUUUUACGCAGCUGUCAUGAUUGUGAUUUUUAUCUUGGCUCUGCCUCUGAAUGCAUCGGUUCUCCAUCUCUUCAUAUUCAAACUGAAGUUCUGGAAAUCCAACUCCAACAAUAUCUUCCUUUUCAACCUGGUGUUGGCAGAUAUUCUCCUGCUCUUCUGUUUGCCCAUGAAGGCAUACAACUACAUCCAAGGAGAGAGAAGGAGCUCCAAUGACAUCGUGUGCAAGGCGAUGCUCUUCAUGCUGUUUUUAAACCGAGGGGCCAGCAUCGCCUUCCUGUCGGUGACGUCCAUCGAUCGAUAUUUCAACGUGGUGCAUCCCGGUCGCAAGAAUCUCCUAAAAGCCAUCAAGAAAUCUCCUCAGAUCUCUAUCAUCAUAUGGCUGCUUCUCCUCCCUCUCACCAUCCCCACCAUGCUGCAGAACUUUGACUGCUGCAACAGUCACAAGAAUGAUGACGACAAAAAGGACGAUGCAUUGAUCAAGGACGUGGUGGACAGUUUGCGAGAAGCCGUCUUCUUCACCCAGAUCCUCAUCCCCUUCGUCAUCCUCGUCUACUGCACGGUGCGAAUCGUCAACCGGCUGAGGAAGAAGACAGUCGGCGAUCGGACCAAACUGAAGAGGGCCGUGUUCCUGGUCACUGCCGUCAUGGUGGUCUUCUCCUUCUGUUUCCUGCCCUGCACCAUAGCCAGGAUGAUUCUCCUCAUCGUAAGGGUCAAAGAGUUGGAUGAAGUCUACCAAGAUAAAGCCGCCGUGGCUUUCGACGGCCUCAUGGUCCUCUCCUACAUCGACUGUCUACUGGAUCCACUGGUUUACUGCUUCUGUAGCACCAAGUUCAAAGCUCUUUAUCUCUCCAAUUAUUUCCCAUUCUUGAUUAGAGGCACUCAGCUGCCAGUGGAGAGCUCAACGGAUCACACAUUGCGUCCUGUGUGUAACACUGUCCUCUGAAACUCAAAGCAGAAUGGAUCGGACACCUGUACAACCCAACAGGAUACUACCUGAGACUGACAGCAUUCCCCCGAAAAUGUACUUAAUUUAUAAAAAAGGGGGACUGUGAAGGUAAAGUGAAGACAAGACGGACAGUAAUUAUUAAAGUUUCUAUUUUCUAAUAGACAUGUAAUGGCGCUUUUCCACUAAACAGUUCUAGCACUACUCGGAUCGACUUCCAUUAAUAUAGUACCUACUCAAUGUGGGAGGGGUUGGCCUAGCACGGCUCCGCGAAACUGCCGUGACUUUGUUUUAUACGCGACACAAAACACAUAAACAAUGGAGGACAUGGAGGCGAUGGUGUACUUGCUGCUGUAUGAGGCUUUCUGUCUUCCUUCCUUCCUUCCU
Molecule: messenger RNA, 1483 nt
Organism: Scomber scombrus (Atlantic mackerel)
Lineage: Eukaryota; Metazoa; Chordata; Actinopteri; Scombriformes; Scombridae
Gene: gpr31
Product: G protein-coupled receptor 31
Exons: 2
Coding region: 89-1096 (335 amino acids)
Biological process (GO): G protein-coupled receptor signaling pathway
Cellular component (GO): membrane
Molecular function (GO): G protein-coupled receptor activity
Source: RefSeq, a predicted model, not a curated record